UGUGAAUAGAUUUACUGAUAUUGUCAGGUAAGUAAUCCAUAUGGCAUGUGUGUCUAGAAUGCAGUUCUAGAGAAAUAUGCUGACUGAAAUCCUUGCUUAUGAAAAAUGGAUGCCUAUGGAAAGUCCUUGUGAAUUAUUGUAUCUUUUUAAUUGCUUAUAUAUCUUUUAUUUAUCUAUUAUUUGUAUUAUUGAACAAACGGCUGCCGUAGUACAGCGCAUGCAUGUAUUAAAAGAGCUCAAAGAUAUUUGGAUUAUUUGUAGGAUUCAAGCAAAGCUUUAUGAUCUUACUUUUAGAUAAACUGAACUAGUGGAAAGGUAACACGUGCCACACAUUCACCGGCUGCUUAAUCAGGCACACUAUACUAAUACUAGGUCAAGCUAGUGAGUCUGUGCCUACUACAGCCUCAGAGUCCUGUUCUUGGCUGACAGGAGUGGAACUACAUGUGUGCUUCUGCUAGCUCAUUCACUUCAAGGAUGAUGCAUUAUGCAAAGAUGUUUUUCUGCUUACCACAGAUAUGUAAAGCGUGGUUAUUUGAGAUAACGUAGCCUUCCUGUCAGCUCAAACUAGUCUAAUCAUUCUUCCUUGAUCUCUCUUAUCAACAAAGUUGGGGACUAUCCACAGAACCUCAGAUUACCAGAUGUUUUUGUUUUUUGCACCAUUUCGUGCAACUCUAGAGACUGGUGUGUGUGUGUGUAUGAGAAAUUCCAGGAUAUCAGCAGUUUCUAAAAUACUUAAAUCAGCAGAUUGUUUGGCAGCAACAGCCAUUAUGUUUGAUGUGAACAUUAACUGAUAUAUGAAAAAUGCAUGAUUUUAUAUAAUGAUCUGCUCCCAGAUGAUUGGCUGAUUAUAUACCUGCAUUAAUGAACAAGGGUACAGGUGUUCCUGUUAAAGUAGCCAGUGAAUAUAUUUUGUAUUAUUUUUGGAAAAUUAUGUGGCAGAAACACAGUGUUACUAUUAAGUGACUAUUAACUUUAAUGCUCCAAAGCAUAUUGUACAGUGCAAGUAAUCAGUAGACCUGACCUCUGGUUACGUUUCUGUUCUAGCUUUAAAAUUUAUUUAUUUAUAUCCCAAAUAAUCAAGUGUACUGUUCCUGUGAUUGGUCUUUCACUGUUACUUAACAUGUGGCUCUGAUUUUAUUCAGGUUAUUAAAAUCUGAUAUGUAAUAUUGGUUCUUAUUAAGUUGUAUUGUACUUACUGGAGAAAGGGUGUGAGUUGUGUUUCAUAAAGCACAGCUUAGUAACAUGCCAGCCAAAAGAUUGCUCAUUCAGUCAGUUCAGAAUUCACGGUGUUAGAGAGUGCUGGCUAGGGCUAGAACCAUGCCCUAAACUGAAGAGCAGGUUCGGGUUAAUGUUGUCUGAGGCAAAGGACCAUAAAUCUUCCCUUUUGUUCCCGUCAUGCCCUAUUGCUUUUAGUGCCAGCAAAAUAAAAGGAUGUAGGACAUGGUCUCACAACAGAUCGAAAAGAGAGAGUAAUAGCCACUAAAGGGACUCCUCAAAACAUACAACAUUUUUUUCCAUUCAUAUAUACACAUUAUGCCGGGUCUUGUAUGUCACACUGUAUUUUGUCAUGCUGUUACAAAAAGCCUCCACAUAAGUAAUGAAAGCAGAUUUAUAACCAUUCAGCUCUAGUUACAGUUAUCUGAUCAAGUGCUAUAUUCUAAGUACUAUUUAUCUGUAUCAUGGCUUUAAUUUCAUUUUAUGUAUCUGUCUUCUCUUUUGUUUUUGCCCUGUUGAGCAUCCCCAGUUCUCCUAGCAAAUCCUGUCAGUGGGAUUAAAUACUAGAUAUUCUGGUUACCUGCAUUGCAUGGUCUUCCAUUUUAGAAUGGCUUAAUGAGAUAUAAUUGAAUAUCUUAAUGAUAUUUUGAAUAAACACAAAGCAUGUGGUUUAUCUUUAACUUUUAACUUGAAUGUGCUAAUACUUUCUCUACAUUAAUCACUACUUGCUAACACUAUCACUAGGCUUCUAUAGCUUGGAUGAAUCUGAUCUAGACAAGACAUUCCAGUUGCCAUCAACGACAUUUAUUGGUGGUCAGGAGGCUGUACUUCCACUCAAGGAAAUUAUUUGCAGACUUGAGCUCGUCCGUUAGAUCGGAUCACACGGGACAGCCUUCACUCACUGAAGAUCCAGUCUGAUCUCUGAUCCAGUCGUCUAGCCAUCACAAUCUGGCCCUUGUCAAACUCUCUCAAAUCUUUAUGUUUGUCAUAAGGAUUUGAGUGAGUAUACACACACAAACGUGUGUGUGUGUGUGUGUGUGGAGAAAGAAAGGAUCUGCUAAUGAGGCAUCUUACUGUGGUCAUAUUGGUGUGGAAUUCAUGUUUAUUAACAAUAUGGAGCAAUGCCAGUGGAUCAGGCAAAAGUUUGAGACUCCAGGUAUAAUGAAAUUUACUGAAGGAGAGAAGAGGACUUUACUGGCACGGCUAGUGCGUUCAACACGCUUUGAGGACUUUCUGGCUCGUAAAUGGUCUUCAGAGAAGCGCUUUGGCUUAGAGGGCUGUGAGGUUCUCAUCCCUGCUCUGAAGAUGAUCAUCGACAAAUCUAGUGCAGCUGGAAUUGACAGUGUAAUCAUGGGCAUGCCUCACAGAGGUCGAUUGAAUGUCCUGGCCAAUGUUGUCAGGAAAGAUCUCAAUCAGAUUUUCUGCCAAUUUGAUCCCAAACUAGAGUCUGCAGAAGAGGGCUCAGGAGAUGUGAAAUAUCAUCUGGGUAUGUACCAUGAGCGGAUCAACAGGGAAACGGAUAAGAACAUCACUCUGUCUCUUAUGGCUAACCCAUCUCACCUUGAGGCAGUGGAUCCUGUCGUGCAGGGCAAAACUAAAGCUGAGCAGUUCUACAGAGGAGACAAUGAGGGGAAGAAGGUGAUGUCCAUUCUCCUGCAUGGUGAUGCUGCAUUUGCUGGUCAAGGAGUUGUGUAUGAAACCUUCCACCUCAGUGAGCUUCCCUCAUAUACCACUCAUGGCACCAUUCAUGUUGUUGUCAACAACCAGAUUGGCUUCACUACCGAUCCGCGAAUGGCACGCUCCUCUCCUUACCCCACUGAUGUGGCUCGUGUGGUCAAUGCACCCGUUUUCCAUGUCAACGCUGAUGAUCCUGAGGCUGUGAUGUAUGUGUGCAGAGUGGCUGCAGAAUGGAGAAAUACUUUUAACAAGGACGUGGUCAUUGAUCUGGUUUGUUACCGGCGCUUUGGCCACAAUGAAAUGGAUGAACCCAUGUUCACUCAACCUCUCAUGUACAAGCAAAUCCGUAAGCAGGAGCAUGUACUAAAAAAAUAUGCAGACAAGCUCAUUUCUGAGGGAGUGGUUACUCUGCAGGAGUUUGAGGAGGAAGUGGCUAAGUAUGACAAAAUUUGUGAAGAAGCAUACACCAGCUCCAAAGAUGAAAAGAUACUCCACAUCCGUCACUGGCUGGACUCACCCUGGCCAAAAUUCUUCACAGAUGAGGGGGAACCAAAGUGUAUGAGCUAUCCUCCCACAGGGCUCCCCGAGGAUGUCCUGAAGCACAUCGGCCAGGCUGCCAGCUCUGUCCCUCAGAAAGAUUUCUCCAUUCACAGUGGAGUGUCGAGGAUCUUGCGAGGCCGUGCCGACAUGGUUAGCAAGCGUACAGUGGACUGGGCUCUUGGGGAGUACAUGGCCUUUGGUUCCCUGCUGAAGGAUGGAGUUCAUGUGAGACUGAGUGGGCAAGAUGUAGAGAGAGGAACAUUCAGUCAUCGUCAUCAUGUCCUGCAUGAUCAGGAAGUGGAUAAGCGCAUUUGUGUUCCAAUGAACCACCUAUGGCAGAACCAAGUUCCUUACACAGUGUGCAACAGCUCCCUGUCUGAGUAUGGAGUUUUGGGUUUUGAGCUGGGUUUUGCUAUGGCCAGUCCCAAUGCCCUGGUUUGCUGGGAGGCCCAGUUUGGCGAUUUCCACAACACAGCACAGUGCAUCAUAGACCAAUUCAUCAGUUCAGGUCAGGCCAAGUGGGUUCGGAACAAUGGCAUCGUCCUUCUGCUACCCCAUGGGAUGGAGGGAAUGGGCCCAGAGCACUCGUCAGCAAGGCCUGAGCGUUUCUUGCAGAUGUGCAAGGAUGACCCUGAUCGCUAUACGGAAUUCACUGGAGACUUCGAGGUCCAACAGCUUUAUGACUGUAACUGGAUUGUGGUCAACUGCUCGACACCUGCUAACUAUUUUCAUGUGCUGAGAAGGCAGAUCUUAUUACCAUUCAGAAAGCCACUAAUUAUUUUCACUCCAAAGUCCUUACUGAGGCUCCCUGAGGCCCGCUCCAGCUUUGAUGAGAUGACCCCAGACACCAAGUUCAAAAGAAUCAUACCAGAUGAGGGUCCUGCAUCUAAAAUCCCAGAAACUGUAAAAAGGGUCAUCUUCUGCACUGGCAAAGUCUACUAUGAGUUAGCAAAAGAGAGACAACAACUUGGACUGGAAGAUAGGAUUGCAAUUGUCCGAAUGGAGCAGAUAUCACCAUUUCCGUUUGACCUUGUCAGGAAAGAAGUUCAGAUGUAUGGUAAUGCUGAGCUGAUAUGGUGUCAGGAAGAGCAUAAGAACAUGGGUUAUUAUGACUACAUAAGACCACGCUUCCUUAGUGUGCUCUCCAACAAGAAACCAAUAUGGUACGUUGGUCGUGACCCUGCUGCAGCUCCUGCCACAGGAAACAAAUUCACACACCUGGCAGAGCUGAAGAAGUUCAUGACCACUGCAUUCAACCUCAGUGCAUUUGAUGGCAAGAGCUUUUAAUGCUAAUGAACUACUUACUCUAAAUAUUCCUUAGAAUUGGUGCUUUAACCUCAUGGAAACCUUGCUUUUAAAGCACAAUGCGUACAUAGCAAUAGGGUGAUCCUAUAUCAUUCAGGUUUUGAUUGCCUUGUUCAUCUGUUUUAGGAACUAAUAUAGACAUGUUUAGUCAUAUUCAAGAACUAGUACAGAAAUGAAUAGAAUAUGAUAUUAGAAUACAUGUGUGCAUCAGUGCUUGGAGUAUUUAGAGUAGAAUUUAUCACAGUGCUUUUGAUCUCAGGUUAUUUUUGCCUACACUACUUAUUCUUUUCCCACAUCUCUCAUCAUUUUGUGCAAAACCUGGCAUCAAUCUGAGACACCGAACAGAUGGUGUAGUGACAAACAGCAAUAUUCUUUAUGGCCACCAUGAUAUACUUAGUUGCUCCUAAAUUACAAUUGUCCACUUGGGACUAUGAGGUAGGGCUAGUGUGCUUAUAGUAUAUGAUUCAACUAAAGGAUAGAAACCACAUAGUCUUAGGUAAAUAUCUUGACAAUAAAUUAACAUGACAGUUUGAUCCUGGCCAUGUCUGAGCUCUUCAGCAUUAAUGCUAUAAAGUUCCAGUUACAAAUAAGUACAGUAAUAUGUUAAUUUCUUUGUCUUUUUAAUCAGUAUUACAGGAUAUAUAUAUAUCAUAUUUGGUGUUGUUGGUAUGCAUUCCUCACUGCUUCUAUGGCCUCUUGGCACAGUGGAUCAAGCCUCCCAUCACCUCCUAGUAAAACAAGAACUGGUCAGAUAUUUUCAGUAUGUAAACACCACAUACACUAUGUGGCCAAAAGUAUGUGAACAUCACACCCAUAUGUGGGUCUUUUCCAAAAUUUUCCCUUCACUGAUUCUGAAGGGGCUCAAACACGUUCCAGCAUGACAAUACCCAUUUGCACAAAUAAAUGUUCAUAAAGACAGGCCUUCUUGUCUGACAUCACUACCUGACCUCACUAAGGCUCUAGUGACUAAAGGAGCACAAAUCCAAGCACAAAGCCUUCACAGAAAACUGAUAAAUCUGGAAUAUGAUGGCCAAAAAGCACAUAUAGUCAAGUGGCCAUAUACUUACAUACAUACAGCUAUGAAUUGUUUAAGUCUUAAUGGCAGAUUACUUGGUUUUCGUGCAUAUUUUGUAAUUCUAUAUAAACUAAAAUAUUGCAUAAGUUGGUUAGCUGCAACAACAAAAAUUCAGCAGCCUUAAAAUCCUGUUCUGAGAUGUAGAUCAGUAAAUAAGUUUACUAAUUUAAAUAGAUUUGAUGACUGACUUGUGAGCACACAAAUUUGUAAGAUCACCAGUGAGUUUGGUUACAUUCAUGAACCUGUCAGUCAACUGUUAAAUGCCAGUGCAGCAUCCCUGUUCAAUCCCGAGUUCAGCUUACUGUCUCUAUGGAGUUUUGCAUGAUCUGUCCAUAUCUGUGUAGAUUUCCUUCAGGUUCUCUCAAUUCCCAAUAAAAUGUACCAGCACUAACUGGUAACUGACAAUUCUAAAUUA
Messenger RNA from Hemibagrus wyckioides, 6227 nucleotides. RefSeq names its product oxoglutarate dehydrogenase L (gene ogdhl). Gene Ontology annotation, biological process: tricarboxylic acid cycle. The transcript is spliced from 20 exons. Bases 2314 to 4719 code for a protein of 801 amino acids. Lineage: Eukaryota; Metazoa; Chordata; Actinopteri; Siluriformes; Bagridae. Gene Ontology annotation, molecular function: oxoglutarate dehydrogenase (succinyl-transferring) activity; thiamine pyrophosphate binding. Gene Ontology annotation, cellular component: oxoglutarate dehydrogenase complex; mitochondrion. The record is from RefSeq and is a predicted model, not a curated record.